UUGGGCAUCAUGGCGGACGGUAGAGAGAAAGGACUGCAGGAUUACAGAAAAAGAUUGCUCGAGCACAAAGAAGUUGACGGGCGGUUAAAAGAAUUGAGAGAGCAACUGAGAGAACAAACCAAACAAUAUGAGAAGUCAGAGAACGACUUGAAGGCUCUGCAGAGUGUCGGACAGAUUGUUGGAGAAGUGCUGAAACAGCUGACUGAAGAGAAAUUCAUUGUCAAGGCUACCAAUGGCCCCCGGUAUGUGGUUGGAUGCCGCAGACAGUUGGAUAAGUCGCAGCUGAAGCCAGGCACCAGAGUGGCUUUGGACAUGACCACGCUCACUAUAAUGAGGUACCUUCCCAGAGAGGUGGACCCCCUGGUGUACAACAUGUCUCAUGAGGACCCUGGCAGCGUCUCCUACUCUGAAAUUGGAGGCUUGUCUGAACAGAUCCGUGAGCUGAGAGAGGUUAUUGAGCUGCCUCUGACCAACCCUGAGCUCUUCCAGAGAGUGGGAAUCAUCCCCCCUAAAGGCUGCCUGCUCUAUGGGCCUCCAGGUACUGGAAAGACUCUUCUGGCCAGAGCAGUAGCCAGUCAGCUUGACUGUAACUUCCUUAAGGUGGUUUCCAGCUCAAUUGUGGACAAGUACAUUGGUGAGAGUGCCAGGUUGAUAAGAGAGAUGUUCAACUAUGCCAGGGACCACCAGCCAUGCAUCAUAUUUAUGGAUGAAAUUGAUGCCAUCGGUGGGCGUCGUUUCUCUGAGGGAACCUCUGCUGACAGAGAGAUUCAAAGGACACUGAUGGAGCUGCUUAACCAGAUGGACGGCUUUGACACGCUGCACAGAGUCAAGAUGAUCAUGGCCACCAACAGACCUGACACCCUGGAUCCCGCCCUGCUACGACCUGGCAGACUGGACCGUAAAAUCCACAUUGAAUUACCCAACGAACAGGCUCGUCUGGACAUCCUAAAGAUCCACGCAAGUCCCAUCACCAAGCACGGAGAAAUAGAUUAUGAAGCCAUAGUGAAGCUGUCGGACGGCUUCAAUGGAGCUGAUCUGAGAAACGUGUGCACAGAAGCAGGUCUGUUUGCCAUCCGCGCUGACCGGGAGUACGUCACUCAGGAAGACUUCAUGAAAGCUGUGCGGAAAGUGGCUGAUUCAAAGAAGCUUGAGUCCAAACUGGACUACAAGCCUGUAUAAACCCCAAGUGUGUCAGUCAUUUUCUCUACCUGACCUUUUUCAUUACAUUGUCAUUGAUUUGCUCUAUGCUACAAGGCCAGAGACGACAAGUUUUUGUUUGUGGGAAGCAACAUUUGCCAACAAAUUAGUUUCACUCAUUAUCUUCUGUUCUGUUUCCACUUAUAUAAAAUAACUUCCAUGUACUGAAAUAUAACAAACUAUUGCAAGUUGUGCGUUUUUCUUAUGUCUCAACACUGUCUGCUGAGUGUUCAGUACUGAUUUAACACCUGGUGUUUGAGUGUGAAACUUUGUUCCCAAUCUUGCCAAUAGUAAUGGACAAAAGGUAUUCUUGACUCAACGUGAGCUUACCAACAUCACUAUUCAAAACUAAACAAUUUCAAAUGAAAAGUUAACAUCAAGAGUAUAAGCUACAUGGCCCAACAAACCCUAGUCUUGUGUGACUGUUGUAUGGACCUGGUAGCGCCCUCUGCUGAUUGUCAAUCCAUACGCAGGCAUACAACAGAAUACAUGCUUGUCAAAUUGAUCUUAAAGCUCCUGGUUUACAAUCACCAUGUACAAUGAGUCGGAUGAAACGUUUGUAUUGGCUGUGGUUAAUAAAUACUGCGCUGCUGUGAAGUCAAACUAA
Molecule: messenger RNA, 1804 nt
Organism: Limanda limanda (common dab)
Lineage: Eukaryota; Metazoa; Chordata; Actinopteri; Pleuronectiformes; Pleuronectidae
Gene: psmc6
Product: proteasome 26S subunit, ATPase 6
Exons: 14
Coding region: 10-1179 (389 amino acids)
Biological process (GO): positive regulation of RNA polymerase II transcription preinitiation complex assembly
Cellular component (GO): proteasome regulatory particle, base subcomplex; cytosolic proteasome complex
Molecular function (GO): ATP hydrolysis activity; proteasome-activating activity; ATP binding
Source: RefSeq, a predicted model, not a curated record